AUGUCCCGAAGACUUUCAAAACGUUACCUGACUCCAGCGGAACAAUACAGGUGUCCUUUGUCACCUGAGACGCAAGCAAUAGCGGAGGAGCAGCUGAGAGAAACUGAAAAUUCAAGGUCUCAAGCACUGGAAGCGUUAAGAAGUUGGAUGGAGAAGAAUCCAAAGUUUUCCGCUGUCAGAAUGGACGCCAACUUUUUGCUUCGAUUUUUACGUACAAAGAAGUUCAGUGUACCGAUGGCACAAGAAGCUAUCGAACGCUACAUACUGCUGAGACAGUCCUGGGGUAUUGCCUUUAACCAACUGGACCAUACGUUACCUGUAAUGAACGAACUCAUCGAUUUGGGAUACAUUUUCGUGAGCCCAUUCAAAGACAAACUUGGUCGUCGCGUUGUUGUAUACAGACCUGGUGUGUUCGAUCCCUAUAAAUACACGAACCAGGACAUGUGCAGAGUGAUGGGAAUCUGUUAUGAGACUUUAAUGGAAGAUGAGGAAACCCAAGUACGAGGUCUCGUCCACUACGCAGACGGUUCUGGAGUUAGCUUCCCGCACAUGACGCUUUUCACACCGCGGGAAGCCGUGAGAAUUGUGAAAAAUGGGGAGCGUACUAUACCACUAAGACAUAAGGAAAUCUAUGGAGUGAAUGUCCAUCCUACCAUCAAAUUCGCGUUAGACUUCGGCAUGGCCCUCAUAUCUGAGAAGAUAAGGAAACGAGUGAGGCUGUACACUGCUGUGGAAGAAGUCGAAAUAGACAAGAAGUUGUUGCCUCAGGAGUAUGGCGGUGUAAUGCCAAUGAAGGAAAUGAUUGAUUUGUGGAAAAAGGAAAUGGCCAGUAAACGCGACAUACUUUUAUUGAACGACAAGAUGGCGGUACGUUUAGAGAUGUACAGUGAAGCUGCGAGAGAGGGCGCUAUUUCUGCUUUACGGAGUGGGGCUAGCACAUGCGCAAGCGCAGAUUCAGUCGGGGACGCUAUGCGAGGUCUCACCGGAAACUUCAGAAAACUCGAAGUAGAUUGAAAUUAUAUGGUUUUAUCAACUUAUACAAGUAAACGUAACAUACAAUAAAAUUAAAUAGUAAUACUUUUUAGUUGUACAUUUCAUCGACUAUAACACAAUCGUGUUCAUUAAAUAUGUAUAAAGAUGAGCAUUCUCAUCGUCAGUAUUAUUGAUAUAACUUAGUUUUAAACUUUUAUGUAAUUUCUAUCUAGUUUUGGUCUAAAGAAACCUUUUAUAUGAAAUACAUACGUAUUGGGAUUGUUUAUCGAAGACUUGCUUUAAAUUGUACUCACUAAAAAUCGAUUAGUGUAAGAUAGUUGUAAGAUUUCGUUUUAAGCUUAAUGUUACAAUCGUGGCGUUUUCAAUAGGAGUUUUGCAUAUUUGCCAAUUAACUUUAAUUGCCAAUGACUAUAACUAUGUUUGCAAAGGUUUUACUUAGUAAACAAACGGAGAUCGUAAAUUUGGAAUAAUGUUACAUGUUAGGUACAUUCAUUGUUACUUGCAUUUAAAAAAAACUGUUUACAAUAAAUAGAUAAAUUUCAUAAUAAAAAA
Molecule: messenger RNA, 1545 nt
Organism: Melitaea cinxia (Glanville fritillary)
Lineage: Eukaryota; Metazoa; Arthropoda; Insecta; Lepidoptera; Nymphalidae
Product: alpha-tocopherol transfer protein-like
Exons: 6
Coding region: 1-1014 (337 amino acids)
Cellular component (GO): membrane
Molecular function (GO): phosphatidylinositol bisphosphate binding
Source: RefSeq, a predicted model, not a curated record